AUGAAAGCGUGCCAGGUAAGUUGGCCUAACUGUACUUAACAUUAAAAGUUUUUUUCUGCAUUUUCAGCUUUGUUAUGGUUUAUACAGUACUUUACGUAUUAGGUGCCGACAUAAAGAACCCGCCAUACUUUUCCCGUAGUUUCCUGUAAAAAAUGGCGGUUUCUUUAUGUUGGCACCUAAUAUAUGAACGCCCUACAGGCCCGGGACGUCGCCACUAUUAUAUUUUUUUCAAAAAAGGGGGGGGGUGUAUAAAAGCCGACAUUUUUAUUUUUUUCUUAAAAAUUAAAUUUUAAGCUAAGCUAAGCUAGCCCUUUCAGCAAUGUAUCCGAACCUUGGAUGUCCCGCCGGAAAAACUGGUACCCUUUUAUCGUUACAAUCGAUCAGCCUCAAACGUUUGUAACCUGGAAUUGUUCAUUAUGACUGGUGUUUCUCCGCAAGAUAAAAAAGAGUUUUUCGUGGAAAAUGUAAGUUAUUAUGAGCAUAGUAAAGGAAGCAUUAACUAUAUCAAGCAAAUUGCAAAAACUUUGUUUACAAAACAAGAAAUGGCAAGAACUUUCUUUACAAAGCUUAGAAAAUGGCAAGUACUUUCUUUACAAAACAUAAAAUGGCAAGAAAUUUUUUUACAGAAUGAAAAACAGCAAGAAAUUUCCUUACAAAGCAGAGAUAUGGCAAGAACUUACUUUACAAAAAAAUGGCAAGAACUUUCUUUACAAAACAUAAAAUGGCAAGAAAUUUUUUUACAGAAUGAAAAACAGCAAGAAAUUUCCUUACAAAGCAGAGAUAUGGCAAGAACUUACUUUACAAAAAAAUGGCAAGAACUUUCUUUACAAAGCGGAGAAAUGACAAAAACUUUUUUUUACAAACUGAAAAAAAAACAAAAACUAUCGAAAUCCUACCCCGCCCUUCACUAAACUCUACAUAAUCCGAUAAAAUUUACUUUUGUAGGCAACCGAGUAUGCGAUGAUAGGAUACCCAAAGGAACAUAUCGAGAGGCAAUCGAUGAGAACAGUUGGUUUAUACACAUACAACGGAGAUACAGUAUACCACCACGUCAACUUGAUACUACUGGGUUUGGAAGACAUGCCCACGGAAUACAGUAAGUUGUGAUUUUUAUACAGUAUAUUGUAGUACAGUACUAACUACAGUACUAACCAUUGUUGUCUAGUAUAGUACAGUACUGACCAUGGAUAGUAUUAGGUUGUUCAAAAACUUCUGUGCCCCCUAACCCCGAAAAUUUGCAUUGAGGUGAGGCGCAGAAUUAUUUGAACCACCUAAUAUAUUGUAGUACAGUACUAACCUUAAACUUUCUUAAUCUAUCUUAUCUUUACAGUAUGGCGCCACACCAAUAUAGACCCUAAAUUAGGGUUUUACACCGUAGUAAAUGCGGAUGGCAAUUUCCACAUGAUAAUAUGUGAUGUGUUGAAGAUGUACCAACAAUUCGGUGACGCAGUCGAAUGUAACUACUACAACUUGAAUUUGAGGCAGUUUUCGUUCGUCAAAAAGGAAGAGAUCACUGCCAUACCCUCGCUUUUUAAAGUAAGUGUAAUAUUGUAAUAGGCAAGGCGUCUAGAAUCUCUUUUAGGCGGGGUAAGAAAAAAACAGGGGGAGGGGGGAGUAAGGGUAAAAAAGUUUGCAAAAAAGGUAAACGCAUAAGGGGGGGGAGAUUUUUUUACUUUCCCCCCUCCCUCCCAACUCCCUCUCACCCGCCCAAAAAAAUCUUUUACAGCGAAGCCUUAGCCAUACCUAAUCCGUAAUAAACCAACUUAUUUCAGCCCUCACUCGACAGACGAGAUGUCAUAUUCCUCGAAUAUAAUGGAUUAAACACUUAUCAAUGGAACUACUUGGAAGAAAAACUAUAUCAAGAACCUGAUCGGACACUCGAGGCUGCCGAGGAAGUAAUGUAUGACAAAGAAACCUAUCAAAUGGUCGAAGAGGAUUUUUUUUUUAGAUUCAAUCUGUAAGUUUUUAUUUUGCUUGAUAUAUAAAUCAAGGCUUACGAUAGUAAUUACAGUCAAAAACUCUUUAGUAUGACCAGUGUUUUGCCGGACCGGUCCGGAUGAGAAUUUUUUCGGUCCGGAAAAAUUUUUUUUUAUUUUUAAAAAGAGCCAGGAGCGCUAAAACUGCUUUCUUUACGUUUAAAAACUCUUAAAAAUAUGUUUUAUUUGCAAUUUUUAAAACAGUUUUAUUAAAAUAAAAAAAAAAUUUUUUUCCGGACCGGUCCGGCUCUAUUUUCUUUUGGUCCGGUCCGGACCGGACGGGUCCGGCAAAACACUGAGUAUGACACUCAAGGGACUGGACCAGACUCUGGUGACCAGAGGGUGGCACAGUAAUCUCAAAAUUUUUCAAAAAUUCAAAAAAGAUUUUGAGGUCCCGAAAGAUUAAUAACAAAGGUACUAACAAGUUCCUCUUUCAAAAAAAAAUUUUUUUAGGGUAUGGGUUCAAAAAAAAGGGUGUAGAUCAAAAAAAAAUUUUUCAGUCCCCAGCCCUGUCUGAGCUAUUCCUCAUUAAAACAUGAUUGAUAAACCCUAUUUUAGUACCAAAUGCAACCCACCCCUAUUUUCACCCUACCGAGAAUGUAAAGCACAAAUCGCUUAUGACAAGCCCUCUAAUCAAAUGAUUCAGGCAGCGGUAAGUCUAAUUUAAAAAAAAAUUUUUGCGAACUUCCAUUAGACAUGAGGAACGGGCCGGGCUCAAUUUUUUAGGCCUAGCCCGAUCAAAAUUUUGCUGAUGCCCGGUCCGCCCAUUUCUCAUGUCUAACUUCCAUAAAUUUUAAGCUUUUUUUCAAUUUCAAAUGCCUAAUUUUUAAAAAAUUAUGGUUCACGCACUACUCUUCUUCAUAAUUUAUAUUGUUAUAGAAAUUGCUAACGGUAUGCGACUACAUUGGAGGCUGUAAGGGUGUUUGCAAGAAUGUUAACGUUCACCAAUUUGAGUAAGUUUUCAUUCAAAAAGGGCUUAUCUCACCAUUUACAGUGACAAGUAGAUGAUUUUUACAUUGGGAGAGGGGAGGGGGAGAAGGGGGAUGGUAAUUUUUUUUGAAAAAAGUGGAGCUUGAUCCCCUUUAUUGAUUUACAGAUAAAAAUUAAUUUUUAAGUCUCUCUCCCCCCUCCCCUCCCCACUAUAUACCAAACGGAUCAUCACACCCCUCCUCUCCCCCUUCCCUUUUUCCCUGCAGAUCAGCAGCUUUCGCCCAUUACGGAUCAUAUCCAACCCAUUACAAUCAAAAAUGCCACAAAGAGCCAAGUAAUACCUAAAAAUCAAAGAAUAUGACUUUCAGGUCAGUGAAACGCCAAAAGAACUUGGUGUUCGUGCUCUCAACAAUAAUGUCGGGUGGCGCCUUUCUGGUUCUCGGCAUCUACAUUUUCAUCUUAUCGGGCCUGGUCCACUUGUUCGUGUCCCACAUUGCCACUCAACGCAAAUUCGCAAAGAAACGUAUGAACGAUCUGAAGAAGGUGAAGCUCAUGGAAUCAAAAUCUCGUCUAGAGCAGGCCAAACGCAAAGAAGCUGCCUACAUGGAACAGCAAGGCCGUGUCUUUAAGCCUCCAUCUCCAGCACAAAAACCUAUCAGUCCUAAGAAUCCAUUUCCAGCACAAAAACCCAAAUCUCCUAGCCAAAAAGCGCCCAAUACGCCGACAAUAUGA
Messenger RNA from Bursaphelenchus okinawaensis, 3638 nucleotides. Lineage: Eukaryota; Metazoa; Nematoda; Chromadorea; Rhabditida; Aphelenchoididae. The record is from the annotation of a GenBank genome assembly.